CUGAUCAGUAUUACUUUUUUCAUUUUUCACACUUUUUGAGUGCGUGAGUUUCAUCAAGUUGAAAAUGGCAUGCUGUCCACGUAAGCUAUGACACGAGAGGCAGGGGAAGGGGGAACUUCAGCCCUCUCCGAUCGGAACUCACACGGAACUGCCGCAGGAUGCCGUGAAACUACGUGUCUCCGUCCAAAGCGCCCUGAAUCGUGUAAACGCCGAAUAAAGACUACCCAUGAAUUCCUUUCGAUCUCAUUUGCAAUUCUGAACUACCAUAUGCGCUCGAAAGUGAAGCCUGGUUGUUCCUCCCUUCCUCAUUCAGAAUUCAGGAGACAUCCCCAACUUUCUACGGAGUUAUCUUGUUGCAGGGAUGAAGAUUCUGGUGGCUGUCAAGAGAGUCGUGGAUUAUGCAGUUAAGAUCAGAGUCAAACCAGACAAGACGGGGGUGGACACCAACGUGAAAAUGUCAAUGAACCCUUUCUGCGAGAUUGCUCUCGAGGAAGCUCUCCGCAUCAAGGAGUCGGGCAACGCCUCCGAGGUGGUGGUCGUGAGCAUGGGGGACAAGCAGUGCGUGGAGACCUUGAGGACUGGACUGGCCAUGGGCGCGGACCGAGGAAUUUACGUCUCCGUCGAACAACAGCCCCUGUAUCCGCUAUCGGUGUCGAAGCUUCUCAAGGCGAUCGUUGCCAUCGAGAACCCGGGGCUUCUUCUCCUCGGCAAACAGGCAAUUGAUGAUGAUUGCAAUCAGACAGGACAAAUGGUAGCUGGACUACUGGGUUGGCCACAAGGAACCUUUGCAUCCAAGGUUGCGUUGGAUAAACAAAAGAGAACUGCAAUUGUGGAAAGGGAAGUUGAUGGUGGUCUUGAAACACUAUGUUUGGAUCUUCCAGCAGUGAUCACUUCAGAUUUGCGACUGAAUCAGCCGAGGUAUGCAACACUUCCUAACAUAAUGAAAGCAAAAUCCAAGGUGAUAAAAACAUUCAAACCAUCAGAGCUGAACGUGGAAAUCAAAUCUGAUUUGGAGCCUGUCCAAGUUACUGAACCUCCAAAAAGGAAAGCUGGUGUCCUGGUAUCCUCUGUGGAUGAGCUUAUAGACAAACUGGAAAAUGAAGCUCAUGUCUUGUAACCUGAGUUGACCUGGAAAAUGAAGCUCAUGUCUUGUAACCUGAGUUGACCUUUCUCUUCCUUUCCUUUUCUCCUUUUUAUUUGGGUGGGGGGAGGGAGCUAUUAAAUAGAACUUCUCUUACGGUGCUUGCUUGUUCAAAAUAAUCAAAUCAGCUAGUAAAAAUGGAGGUGUGGAUUUAAAGCAGCA
Nymphaea colorata (pocket water lily) is the source of this 1303-nucleotide messenger RNA. Its product is annotated as electron transfer flavoprotein subunit beta, mitochondrial. Gene Ontology annotation, molecular function: electron transfer activity. NCBI's taxonomy places the organism in Eukaryota, Viridiplantae, Streptophyta, Magnoliopsida, Nymphaeales, Nymphaeaceae. The record is from RefSeq and is a predicted model, not a curated record. Gene Ontology annotation, cellular component: cytosol. The transcript has 5 exons. The coding region runs from base 362 to 1117 and encodes 251 amino acids.